This is a messenger RNA of Eutrema salsugineum, 1140 nucleotides long. RefSeq names its product probable aquaporin SIP2-1. Gene Ontology annotation, cellular component: membrane. The record is from RefSeq and is a predicted model, not a curated record. Gene Ontology annotation, biological process: transmembrane transport. The transcript has 3 exons. Lineage: Eukaryota; Viridiplantae; Streptophyta; Magnoliopsida; Brassicales; Brassicaceae. Gene Ontology annotation, molecular function: channel activity. The coding region runs from base 177 to 890 and encodes 237 amino acids.
ACCAUAUGCUAAAUUCACUAGCCGCUGAGAGCCAAUCAUAAUCUCUGAUUCCCUUUAACGGUCCUUAAUUCUCCGAUUUUACAUCCAAAAUCAUUACUCCAAUCAUAAAAAAGCUUGCUUUGCGGUUCUUCCUGAGAUUUUUUUCUUCUCCUUCCUUCUCAUCCUUGGAAUCGAAAAUGGGUCGACUGGGUAUAGUGGUUUCUGAUCUGGUAUUGUCGUUCAUGUGGGUAUGGGCAGGAGUUGUGGUCAACAUUUUAGUCCACGGUGUUCUCGGAUUUAGCCGUAGCGAUACGACCGGUGAGAUCGUCCGAUAUGCUUUCUCCGUCAUCUCCAUGUUCGUCUUCGCUUUCCUUCAGAAACUCACCAAAGGCGGACUUUACAAUCCUUUGACCGCUCUUGCUUCUGGAGUCACCGGUGGCUUCGGCAGUUUUAUCUUCACCGUCGUGGUUCGAAUCCCCGCCGAGGUAAUAGGAUCAAUCCUUGCGGUUAAACAUGUCAUUCACAUUUUCCCUGAGAUUGGGAAAGGACCUCGGCUAAACGUAGCAAUACAUCACGGUGCUUUAACCGAAGGGAUACUAACAUUUUUCAUAGUUAUGAUCUCAAUGGGACUAACAAGAAAGAUCCCUGGAAGUUUCUUCAUGAAGACUUGGAUUGCUAGUCUUGCUAAGUUAACUCUUCAUAUUCUUGGCUCUGAUCUAACCGGCGGAUGCAUGAACCCAGCUGCUGUUAUGGGAUGGGCUUAUGCACGUGGCGAACAUAUAACGAAAGAGCAUUUGCUUGUGUAUUGGCUUGGACCUGUGAAGGCUACACUGCUCGCUGUUUGGUUCUUUAAUGUUGUGUUUAAGCCUCUGACCGAAGAACAAGAGAAACCAAAGGCUAAAUCCGAGUGAGGAAUUAGAUCAGUUCUCAUAUUUAAUCCUCUCCUAAGACAAAUCUCCUUUUCAGUGACACACAAAGGGUGAGGUUGUUUCCGCCAUAAUCCUUGGACUUUGUUCUUAGCUUUCGUAAUUUGUUGUUUAUAUAGCAAGCCCCAACUGUAUCAAUCGGUUCAAUAAAAUUUGAAUUUUGAUGAAUCCAAUAUGCGAUGUGAUUGAUAGAUGCAGUAAAAGUAUUUGGUUUAUUGCAAAAAAAGAAAGACAA